Molecule: messenger RNA, 897 nt
Organism: Prosopis cineraria
Lineage: Eukaryota; Viridiplantae; Streptophyta; Magnoliopsida; Fabales; Fabaceae
Exons: 3
Coding region: 1-897 (298 amino acids)
Source: RefSeq, a predicted model, not a curated record
AUGUGCCAUAAGCUAAGGGUAGCAGCUAAGCAUGGUAGAGAGGCAAAUGUUGAGAGGAGGCAAGAUAGUAUGGGGAGGUUUUCAUCUCCUAUAGGUCUGAUUGGUGGAAUCUCAAAGAGGCCUGGGUUCAAUGCGAGCAGUUCCAAUUCUUUUGGAAGAAGAGGUUUUAGUCAAAGAUUGCAGUCUCAACCUGUGCAUAAAGAGUCAAUGCAGAGGGGUAGAGGUGUGAGAAUUAGGCCUCCACAGUAUUCAAAGCAAGCGUCGAAUGUUCCAGCUCUGACUCUAAGAUUUUCCCAGAUAGCUUCUUCUUUAACUAAACUAACUCGAAAAUAUCAGCCUUAUAUAUGGGACGACUGGUGUAAAGUGGCAUUUCAGAAGCAAAAAGAGAAAUUGCCCAUGGCACCAGUGUUGAUUAUCUCUAAUCUAAGGUUACCUUACGAGGUAUACACGGAUGCGUCUUUAAAAGGUCUUGGUUGUGUCUUAAUGCAAGAUAGUCAAGUUGUAGCCUAUGCUUCACGACAAUUGAGACCAAAUGAGGAAAACUAUCCUACGCAUGAUUUAGAGCUUGCAGCAAUGAAGGAAUUGAGAAUGGCACAGUUAGAAGAUGAAAGUCUCUUGAGGGUUAGAAAAGAGAUUGAAGUAGAUCAAGCUGUUGAUUUUGGAUUUAGUGAUGAUGGUUUUGUGGUUUACCGGGAUAGGAUUUGUGUGCUUGACGAUGUAGAUCUAAGAAGAGUUAUCUUGAAUGAGGCUUAUUGUAGCAAGUACAUCAUUCAUCCGGGAGUUAUAAAGAUGUAUCAAGAUGUAAAGCGGUAUUGGUGGUGGCCUGGUAUGAAGAAAGAUGUAACAACGUUUGUAACUCGAUGUUUAACCUAUCAAAAGGUUAAGAUAGAGCACUAA